Nelumbo nucifera (sacred lotus) is the source of this 2765-nucleotide messenger RNA. Its product is annotated as ABC transporter F family member 5. The record is from RefSeq and is a predicted model, not a curated record. Gene Ontology annotation, molecular function: ATP hydrolysis activity; ATP binding. NCBI's taxonomy places the organism in Eukaryota, Viridiplantae, Streptophyta, Magnoliopsida, Proteales, Nelumbonaceae.
GGUUCCCUAGUGGGCGGGGAGUUUCUCUGCAACUCUCGGAGGAGUUCGAGAGAAAUUCGAAUUGCCCUAAUUCACCUUCAUUUCUCAUUUUCCUUUCCUCUAACUAAUCUUCCACCUCUUGAUUCUUUUCCUUGAUUCGUUACAGUUCUAAAGUUCCCUCGUUCGAACUCUCUCCUUCCCCUAUUUAUCGAUAGUUUCCAUACAUUUUUCAUUCGAAUUGUCGUUGGUUACAGUUUUCGAACAUGGAUUUAGCGAGUAAGAUUCAGUGCAUCGAUCUUCGAUCGAGUUUCCUCUCUGGUUCAGCUCUUUUAGAUGCUCGGAAAACCAGUGUUCUACCUCGUUUUCGCCCCAUUUCGGCGUCUCUAACCCAGACCAGGCGAAGUUCUGAUGAUUUAGUUAAGCUUAAUUUUGUGUUUAACCCUAGGAAGAAAAAUCUUGGAGUUUCAGCCUCGACGGCAACAGUGGAGGCCGAAACCGCCAUUGAAGAUAUAGAAUCGCUGUUCUCUGAGACUUCUGUGGAUGUGACUCAGCAGAAACGGAUUAGUAAACAGUCGAGUGGUGGUGCUUCGAGUGUUUCUUCUGGUGUUAAGUUAGAAAACAUUAGUAAAAGCUAUAAAGGGGUGACUGUUCUGAAGGAUGUUAGCUGGGAAGUGAAGAAAGGGGAGAAAGUAGGGUUAGUUGGAGUAAACGGUGCAGGAAAGACAACUCAAUUGAGGAUAAUUACGGGCCAGGAGGAACCUGAUUCUGGGAAUGUAAUUAAGGCAAAACCGAACAUGAAAAUUGCAUUCUUGAGUCAAGAAUUUGAGGUUUGUCCGAGCAGGACAGUUAAGGAGGAGUUCAUGAGUGCUUUCAAGGAGGAGAUGGAAAUUGCGGAGAGGUUAGAGAAGGUUCAGAAGGCACUUGAGAAUUCGGUGGACGAUUUGGUGCUGAUGGGCAGGCUUCUGGAUGAACUGGAUUUACUUCAGAGGCGAGCUCAGGCCAUUGAUUUAGAUGAGGUUGAAGUGAAAAUUAAUAAGAUGAUGCCUGAGCUUGGAUUCUCCAUGGAAGAUUCCGAUCGGCUGGUGGCAUCAUUCAGCAGUGGUUGGCAGAUGAGGAUGUCCCUCGGAAAAAUUCUUCUUCAGGAGCCAGAUUUAUUACUUCUUGAUGAGCCAACGAACCACCUUGAUCUUGACACAAUUGAGUGGCUUGAAGCUUAUCUUAACAAGCAAAGAGUGCCAAUGGUCAUCAUAUCCCAUGACAGAGCUUUUCUUGAUCAGCUCUGUACAAAAAUCGUGGAAACUGAUAUGGGUGUGUCCAGGACAUAUGAGGGAAAUUAUUCCCAGUAUGUUAUUGCUAAGGCAGCAUGGAUAGAAGCUCAGUAUGCUGCAUGGGAGAAGCAGCAGAAGCAAAUUGAGCACACAAAAGAUAUAAUAAACAGGUUGAGUGCAGGAGCAAAUGCUGGCCGAGCAUCCACCGCAGAAAAGAAGCUGGAAAAACUUCAAGAUGAGGACCAAGUUGAGAAGCCAUUCCAGCGGAAACAAAUGAAGAUCAGAUUCCCAGAGCGUGGAAGAAGUGGAAGAUCUGUAGUAACAAUCAAGAAUCUAGAAUUUGGAUAUGAAGAUAAGGUUCUUUUCAAGAAGGCAAACCUUUCAAUUCAAAAGGGUGAGAAAGUUGCUAUUAUUGGUCCAAAUGGAUGUGGAAAGAGUACAUUGCUUAAACUCAUUAUGGAAUUAGAGAAACCAGGAGGAGGUGAAGUUAUAAUGGGGGAGCACAAUGUUCUCCCAAACUAUUUUGAACAGAACCAGGCGGAGGCACUCGAUUUGGAUAAAACAGUUCUUCAGACAGUGGAAGAAGUUGCAGAAGAUUGGAGAAUUGAUGACAUAAAGGGACUUCUUGGUCGUUGCAAUUUCAAGGCAGACAUGCUUGAUAGAAAGGUGUCACUUCUGAGUGGUGGUGAGAAGGCUCGUCUUGCCUUUUGCAAAUUCAUGGUGAAGCCAUCAACAUUGUUGGUUCUGGAUGAACCAACCAAUCAUCUGGAUAUCCCAUCAAAGGAGAUGCUUGAGGAAGCAAUAGCAGAGUACAAGGGAACUGUCAUCACAGUUUCUCAUGAUCGAUAUUUCAUAAAGCAAAUAGUUAACAGAGUGGUAGAGGUUAAGGACAACACAUUACAAGAUUAUGCGGGUGAUUACAAUUAUUAUCUAGAGAAGAACCUUGAUGCUAGAGAAAGGGAGCUCCAACGUGAGGCAGAGCUUGAGGAGAAGGCUCCUAAAGUAAAAGCCAAGUCUAAGAUGUCAAAGGCAGAGAAAGAAGCUCGAAAGAAGCAGAGAAUGAUGGCAUUUCAGCAGGCAAAAGCUAAAUCAAAAGGGUUGAAGAAUGCAAAACGUUGGAAUUGAUGGAUACCAUUCUUUAUUGCUUGACCCCAAUCCACCAUUGUAUAUCCAACCCCUCAUGUAAAGGUUAACUGGCCAGACCAAAGCCCGACAUUGAACCAAUGUCUAUAUUAUAGGGAAUGAAAUACAUGCUCAGUGGAUAUUUUUAUGUUAAGGUGGCAGCAGCUAUGGCUGAGAUGCUGGCACUGUGAAACGCAAUUUCCUGCAGGGUUGCACAUGGGCGUCAAUUGCGGGUUCCCAGCAGCUAUGGCUGAGAAGCCAGAACUGUGAAACGCGAUUUUCUGCAGAGUUGGACGGGUGUCAAUUGCGGGUUCCUCAUCCUCUGUAAAAUUGUCCUCAAUUGUUACUACCAGACUCGAUACAAGCCUUCUUCAUAUUACAUGAACUAGUUGAAAU